Acanthoscelides obtectus is the source of this 306-nucleotide messenger RNA. The record is from the annotation of a GenBank genome assembly. Lineage: Eukaryota; Metazoa; Arthropoda; Insecta; Coleoptera; Chrysomelidae.
AUGCCAGUCAUCACACAGCCAGAGUUAUCAGUAAGUUGGAACAAAUGGGUGAUCGUUCCAGCAUCUAUGAGCUUAUCGGGAAUCUUCCUCUGGGUGACACAGCAAGCCGUAUCAACCCCUUUCACAGCCACUGAGGUUAGACCUGCUUGGUUUAUAGCUUUAAAGGCAUAUUCCACUUGGUACAACCUGCCUUCUGGCGAGAAGAUAGUAAUGUGCCUAUCGAAACCUGCACUGCUUCCUCGCGACAUGCUGGAGCACUAUUUUAAUGAAUCUUGGAAGCCGAAAAGUUCAAAUAAAACAGGAUGA